Messenger RNA from Cylicocyclus nassatus, 2749 nucleotides. NCBI's taxonomy places the organism in Eukaryota, Metazoa, Nematoda, Chromadorea, Rhabditida, Strongylidae. The record is from the annotation of a GenBank genome assembly.
AGGCUGAUGAGACUAUUAUGGAAGAGGACAGUUAUGUGUCGAUGAAUAAUGAAGCCGUUAUCCUGCCAUGUGGUCCACGCAAAUCGCUACUGGACUUGAAGCCAGUUGCCUGUACAGGAUCUCGUCGACGCAAAGGGCAACCGGUGAAGCGCAAGAUAAUUGAGUGCGAUGAAGAGUCAUGCAAUUCAAACACGAUCAUCAGCGAGUUCGAAGUCGUUGCGAACGAUGUUGACCGGCAUCCGAUGCGAACGGCAGGUGUGAGCGAGAAGGUGACCCCGGCUGACAGCACGACGUUCUCGAGCAGUACACCGUCGCCGUCUGAGGACCGGCGAUUCCACAUCGAGCCGUCGACGUUCGCUGUUGAUCCGAGCACGAUCGUGAUCGACUCGAGCAAUCACGUAGUCAGUUCGAAUAACUCGGACAGUGAGAAGUCACCGCAAAACUAUACAAAGCGACCUACUCAUCAGAUAACGUCAGAGGAAUGUCCGCCUGAUCCGAUUCCGAACUUGGGCUCGGCGCAGAAGGCGGCAGUUGGAAUUGCUGAAGAGAACGCAAACAAGCCCAUGGAUCAGAUGGAGAUGAUUAGGCGACUCGCCAUGCUUGUCGGAUCCACUACCGGUAGCAAUCAAGCUACUGCACUGCAGUUAUUGCUCUCCUCAGGAAAUCCAGCGUUAACUCUUGCAACUACCCAACUGCUGAGUGAACAAGCGCGAUUGGCUGCACUGGCUUCGCUUCCAUCUUGCAUAGCAGAUGGCUCUCAAAAUGACCCCCAGGCUGUGUUUUCAUCGAUGCUGAACAGCUCAAUUCGCACCGAAUCUCCUGCGGUAGCAGAGGCGGCAAAAGCGGAUAUCCCAAAUGUCGCAACAAUGGCAAUCACAUCCUCGAGCGAAAAAUCGGCCACUGAUGCCCAUUCUCUGUUGUCCUUCAUUUCGAAGCUUCUAGCAGAUUCUACGAACAACGAAGCGAGAAAUGGAGCAAGCCGGGCAAAACCCUCUUCGUCGUCUGGCACACCCUCCUUGCCCAGUGCAUCAGUGACAGUUCCAAACACUCCCGAGUUUCUAACAAGCCCAUCAGAUUCUUCCACUGCUGUGCUGCUCCAACCGGAAUGCGCUAGCGAUUCAACGCCUGAAAACCAUGGCAAUAAGGAUCAAGUAGCGUCGCUAUCCACAGGACGACCCGUAAAGAAACCGAAUAAGGUUAAUUCGGCGCUUCUGAACUCGCUGUCAGUUACGUCGCGACCUGUCAAUCAGUGGAGUACAUCGGAUAUGGAUGCUGUCCUAAACUCACCGCUUUUUCGCACGCUUCCGCGAAUGUCAUUUAGGCCUCCAACCAAGCGAAAGCUUUUUGACGAUUUUUCGGCUUCUACCUCAAGUUUGCACGAUUCGCGCCCGGAAAUAGACGAUUUGGAAAGUUUCGCGCAGCAUUUCAAAAGGCAACGCAUCAAACUUGGCUACACCCAAGGUGAUGUAGGACUCGCUCUUGGCAGAAAGUAUGGCACGGAUUUUUCGCAAACAACAAUCUCCCGAUUUGAGGCUAUGAAUCUCUCCUUUAAAAACAUGUGUAAGCUUCGCCCAUUACUGAAGGAAUGGUUGGAAGGUCAAGAGGCAGCCGUGGCUAAUGGUGUUAAUGUGGAAGAACUGCGGACCAUCGAAAUCUCGAAGGAGAAAGUGGAGGAAUGUGUAGAAGAAGUGCCGAUUCAUGUAGCAAACACGGAACCUAUAAUGAAGAGACGCAGGAAACGGACGAAUCUUGAUCUGUCGCAGCGAAAAUCACUGGAUACUUUUUUUCUGGCAAAUCCACGUCCCGGUCAUGAAGAGAUGGUGCGAAUAGCCAAUGCUUUGGAUCUGGAGAGAGACGUAGUUCGAGUAUGGUUCUGCAAUCGCCGUCAAAAGCUGCGUCGUUCGGAAGAUCUCUUCCCAUCCAUAGAUUCCAAAAGAGUUAAAGCGAAAAAACCGUUUCCCCUGAAUCUCAGUAAGGAUGAAGGCGACGAUGUGGUGGUUCUGCCAGAAGCCACAGAAAUUGCCACAAAUUCUUCAUGAAUUCUGGACUCAGCCCCGUUUGCACAAACCUCCGCCUUUAGCAGAGGUCCACCCUAGGCAGACUUGUGAUCUGUUUUCUCGGUGUUAUAAUUGAUCUGCUCACAAAAUGUUGUUACCGGUAGGUCCACGCCCGGUGUGUGUAAUUGUUUUUUUUCACUAGCUUUGCUAAACAUAAUAGCAGUUGUACAUGGAGAUAUCUGCCAAAUCAUAGUAUUAGCAUGUUUCUUUCCUUUCUUUCUUUGAGGGUUUUGUUGAAAUUUGCAUUUAUCAGAUAAUCUGAAUUUGUUAUUGAGCAUCGUUUCUUCAUCCAUCUUUCAUCAUCAAAUUCGCAUCCAAGUGCCUAUGCAUUUCAAUCGUGAAUCGAUUCGCUUCGAACUACUCAGGUGGUCCUUGUUCCGCAUUUUUUUUGUUUCUCAUACACACGUAGUUCUCGUUGAUUCUGCCGAUAGUUUAGAAUCGCAUUAUUCUUGGCCAGGUCUUUUGUAUUUACAAAGGCUACAGCCGUUCUCUGCUAAAAUCUAGCAUUUAUAACCCUUUUUUACUCAUCUUUCUCUUCGCCUUUACGCCAGGUCUGCUCAGCAGUCAUUGCAUUAUUCAACUUGUAAGCAUUUUCCUGGUGACCGAACGGUUCUGCAUUUCUGAUUGAAAUUUUGCAUUUGUGUUUUAGAUUAAUAUAUGAAUAUCAUACAAAUUAUGUCUGUUCUGCUCUU